UAUUUUUCCUAAUUUGACUUGUUCUUUCCACUCUUUUGAGUCCGACAGUUGCCGCGUUAUUUCUUCAAAUGCACAUUGACUGACCUAGUGACCUCUCUAUGACUUUCUAUAUAUAGACAACAUGCACUUUCACUGAUCUUCACCAAAUAAUAAACACAUCCCACGUAGAAGAAGAAAAAUCAAACAGAGUGUUCACUUCUUACAAAAGAAUGGAUAGAUAUGGAGCUUUGAUUCUUAUUUUGCUCAUCUCUGUUUCUCAUCUUGUUUCAUUCUCAACGGCUAGAAACUUUCCAGGAGAGUUUUUACCGGUGACAGAUGGCAUAAUCAUCUCCGGAGAGGUAUCUGCUCUCUCCAAGACGGUCAACGCGAAGCUGGCGACGGUGGUGGGGUGCAAAAGCGAGGAUGAUCACUUCACGGGGGGAUAUUCGUCUUCUCCAGGAGUCUAUGCAGCCGGAAUAUACGGGUCGUUGGUGUUGAACGUUCUUCCAAAAGGGUCAGUUCCGGCGUCUGGGCCCAGCAAGAGAAUCAACGACGUCAAGACUUAACAAUAGACUACGUACUAUCUUAGAUCUUAGUCACCAUCCUCAUGACUAAAAGUCAUGUAUGACAAAAGCAAUUUUCCUAUAGAUAUUCUUUAUUUUUAAGAAUUUUUUUUUUGUUUUUGCAGAACUGUAAACAUUAAAUUCUAUAGUUAACCCAAAUUAUAUAGUAUACACUAGUAUGUGACAUAUCUAUAGUACAUGUUAGACUUUGACGCCUUUUAAUUUUAAGGAUUUGUAUGUCAGUAAUUUGUUUCUGAAGUUUGAAAAAAUUACGAAUUAUAAGAAUGAUAUCUGCUAUAUCAUGAGAUACAUUUGUCCUUACAUUUUAUUA
Brassica napus (rape) is the source of this 873-nucleotide messenger RNA. RefSeq lists its product as uncharacterized. The coding region runs from base 210 to 545 and encodes 111 amino acids. Lineage: Eukaryota; Viridiplantae; Streptophyta; Magnoliopsida; Brassicales; Brassicaceae. The transcript has a single exon. The record is from RefSeq and is a predicted model, not a curated record.